Haliotis rubra (blacklip abalone) is the source of this 1753-nucleotide messenger RNA. RefSeq names its product fatty acid-binding protein, heart-like. Gene Ontology annotation, cellular component: nucleus; cytosol. The coding region runs from base 202 to 615 and encodes 137 amino acids. The transcript is spliced from 4 exons. NCBI's taxonomy places the organism in Eukaryota, Metazoa, Mollusca, Gastropoda, Lepetellida, Haliotidae. The record is from RefSeq and is a predicted model, not a curated record. Gene Ontology annotation, biological process: fatty acid transport. Gene Ontology annotation, molecular function: fatty acid binding.
GAAUCCAAUUGACAAUACACAGCUCCACCUUGCUCAUAAUUCUUGAUUCCGAUUAACGGAAGUAGCUGAUGUCACGUGACCCUAUAACCUAUAUAUAGAGUGCACGGGAUUCUGAUGAUCACUGGCACGUGCCGAUAAGAGCAGACGACACGGUGGAAAGUUAUUGGCGAGCAAGUUUCAGUGUCUGUUUGUGCUGCUAUCAUGGCUGGAAGCGUUGGACGUUGGGAGCUGUUUAGCAGUGAAGGAUUUGAUGAAUAUAUGAAAGCAAUUGGCGUCUCCAACGAGAACAUAGAUAAGGCGAAGAGUGCUCUGUCUGCCGGGUCGAAGCUGGUGCAGGAUCUCUCCAACAACGGCAGUUCCUGGACCAUCAAGACCAUCACCAAGGCUGGAGAGAAGGAGGUCACGUUUACUCUGGGUGAAGAAUUUUCAACAGCCACUCUCGAUGGCAGGCCUGUGAAGGUUGUUGUUACGGAGGAAGGUGGCAGCUUGGUGGAGACACAAAAGGGGGAUGGAUUUGAGACCAAGAACGUGAGGACAGCAUCUGGAGAUGAGAUGGUCAUGACUAUGACCGGAAGUGGAGCGACGUGUACCCGGAAGUACAAGAAAAUUGGUUGAACAAAUCAUCUGGCCAUAUGAACUUUAGCAAAUGUAGUACCACUUUUUUGUGCACAUGUGUCCAAUGUUAAAGGUCUAUCUCGUGUUCUGAUUCGCGUGAAGGAAAUAAGUUCAGAGCUUUCAUUACAAUGAAAAGUAUUCCGAAAUGAUUUUGUCUGAGCGCUUUGUGUCCUUUUGUUGUUCAUCAAUUGUACUUGAAGAAGUCUGAUUGAUCUCUUCCAGUUUGUGGGUCCGUUGCUAUGGUAUUUAUAUAUGCAAAAACAUGGGACUUGACUGAGGUUCUCUACCUUGGCGGAAAAGUUAAUAUUGAAGUCACUGCUUCCUGUUUUAGUCCUGGAUAAAAAACAUCCAUAUACCUUAUUAACUAUAGCAUCACAAAAGCAUAUUCUAAUUUGACCGCAGAUAUUCUGAAAAUAUACAUAUUCUCGGUUGUAAAUGACUGUUCAGACAACGUCAGAGUUUCACCAUACCAUCACACCAGCGUCAUAAGUUGUGUCAAGUGUUUUGUCAAAUUUGCAUAUCACUGCCAACCGUAUGGGAAGAAGGCGAAGAGGUGUUACAGUAUCUCAAAAGCAAAUGAAAUUUCAUAUAUGUCGUAACUUCAAGGUAAUAAAACUACCACUUCUCUGAUAGUAAACUCACUGAAGACACUAUCCUGGCUAAAUGUGCUUAUGAUCUUUAGGCAAAGUUUUUGUCCAGAUGUUGCAAUAUCAUCGAUUGUCCUUGUUUUCUGUGAAAGAAGAGUUGGAUUUUUUUUUUCAAAAACGUGAUCAGGUAACCAUAAAACACUACAUCUCUAUCAGUAUAAACACCUUAAUGUUGAAAUAACGAGUUUCGAGUGUGGGUCUACAUUGUAUCAAUAUCCUUUCAAUUAAAAGUGUCACAUAUAUAUUUUAGUCGGAACUGCAGUGCUAGCAAAUAAGCUUCUGUAAUGAUAUGUGUUCAGCCUUGACGUCAAGAUGUGGUCAAGAGACAAGUCUUCAGGGAUGUUCGUGUGCUAUUUCAUUAUACAUUUCAUUUGUUCCGAUUCUACACAAUUACAAUACAUAUGUCAAUGUCGAGUGAGCUUUUUUAUGUAUAUUUUAAUUUGUCAGUCGUGUUGUUCUACAUGUAUGACGAUACUGAUUAAUAAAUGUUU